Messenger RNA from Coccidioides posadasii C735 delta SOWgp, 1209 nucleotides. RefSeq names its product GID complex subunit containing RING finger motif (gene FYV10). Lineage: Eukaryota; Fungi; Ascomycota; Eurotiomycetes; Onygenales; Onygenaceae. The record is from RefSeq and is a predicted model, not a curated record. Gene Ontology annotation, cellular component: cytoplasm; nucleus; GID complex. Gene Ontology annotation, biological process: proteasome-mediated ubiquitin-dependent protein catabolic process. Gene Ontology annotation, molecular function: protein binding; ubiquitin protein ligase activity.
AUGGCGGUGGAAUUAACGUCCAUCAAGCUCAACCCUGAGAAUCACCUCCUCUUGGACCAACCCCUUCUCCGUGUACCGCAUGAACUUGCUCGACGAAAUUUCAAAUCAGUUCAGCGGAUUGUCGAACGGGAGAAAGAUUAUGUUCUACCAGCCCUAAAAGAAACCGCAAAUGCGUCCUUGUCCGGAAGCAAGAAUCCAACCGAGACCAUUGAAGCUUUGGAUGCGAUGAUAACACGAAUGCAAGGCCUCAAACGGAAAAUGGAGGUCCUGCAUGAGGAGGAGAAAAAGAUCGCUACGCAGUCGCAGAAGCGGAUACAGUACAUUCAGGAUCUCUACAAAAUUCCAAGUCUCGCUGACGUCAAAUACGAACAAUGGUCGAGAACACGUCUGAACAGACUUCUGGCCGAUCAUAUGCUCCGCUCUGGAUAUUUAGAAAGUGCCAAGCAGCUUGCUGAGGACAAGGGAAUUGCAGAUCUUGUCGACCUAAGCGUCUUUGCUCAGUGCCAGCGGAUUGCGCAUAGUCUUCGGCGAGGCGAGACCAAAGAGGCACUCCAAUGGUGCGGGGAAAACAAAGUUGCUUUGAAAAAGAUUCAGAACCGACUGGAGUUCGAGUUAAGGUUACAGCAGUAUAUCGAGGUGCUUCGGGUGGGAGAUAAGGCAGAGGCAAGACAACAUGCGAAGAAGUUCCUCACGCCGCAUAGCGAAACCCAAUCACACGACAUUCAAAGAGCAGCAGGUCUCUUAGCCUACCCUCCUGAUACUCGGGCUGAACCAUACAUGACUAUGUACUCCCUCGACCGCUGGAAGCAUCUUUCAGACCUCUUCAUUCGUACACACCACGACCUUCUAUCACUCUCCUCUCGCCCACUCCUCCAAAUCGCUCUUUCCGCCGGUCUUUCCGCCCUCAAAACACCAUCGUGUCACUCCGCGAUAGCUUCCUCCAGAGCCAGUCCACUUUCUUUGAGCACUUCGAUUUGUCCCAUUUGCUCGACUGAGCUGAAUGAAUUGGCACGACAUGUACCCUAUGCCCAUCACACCAAAAGUUCAGUUGAGAAUGACCCCGUUGUGCUUCCAAAUCGCAGAGUAUAUGGCAUGGAUCGCCUAUCAGAUAUGAGCAAGAAAGCGGGUGUUCCCGAAGGAAAAGUUAAAGAUCCUAUAACCGGUGAAAUUUUUGAUGUGUCUGAGGUGAAAAAGGUAUAUAUAUCAUGA